AGGGCCCCCGCGUCCCAUCCCUGGCACACUGGCCUGGGUGGAUGCCUGUCCACUUCUGCUUUCACUGGCCCUCAGAGUUCUUGGUCUGGAGUGCCACUGCGGUCGCCAGCCUGCACGCGUCCCGGCGCAGGACGUCUCUUACUUCUUGCACAGCACUCCGGGGAGGUUGGAGUUUAAUCACACAGUGUCCGGCUUCCUGUCCUCAUCCGCCCCCCCCCCCUCCGGCCCGCUUCCCUGGUCCCUCCCUCUCCCCUGGCCCGAUCCGCCCACCAGCUCCCCCUCCCCAUCCCUCGGGUCCCGGGAUGGGGGGGCGGUGAGGCAGGCACAGCCCCCCGCCCCCAUGGCCGCCCGUCGGAGCCAGAGGCGGAGGGGGCGCCGGGGGGAGCCGGGCACCGCCCUGCUGGCCCCGCUGGUGCUGAGCCUGGGCCUGGCGCUGGCCUGCCUUGGCCUCCUGCUGGUCGUGGUCAGCCUGGGGAGCUGGGCAACGCUGUCUGCCCAGGAGCCUUCUCAGGAGGAGCUGACAGCAGAGGACCGCCGGGAGCCCCCUGAACUGAAUCCCCAGACAGAGGAAAGCCAGGAUGUGGUACCUUUCUUGGAACAACUAGUCCGGCCUCGAAGAAGUGCUCCUAAAGGCCGGAAGGCGCGGCCUCGCCGAGCUAUUGCAGCCCAUUAUGAGGUUCAUCCUCGACCAGGACAGGAUGGAACACAAGCAGGUGUGGAUGGGACAGUGAGUGGCUGGGAAGAGACCAAAAUCAACAGCUCCAGCCCUCUGCGCUACGACCGCCAGAUUGGGGAAUUUACAGUCAUCAGGGCUGGGCUCUACUACCUGUACUGUCAGGUGCACUUUGAUGAGGGAAAGGCUGUCUACCUGAAGCUGGACUUGCUGGUGAAUGGUGUGCUGGCCCUGCGCUGCCUGGAAGAAUUCUCAGCCACAGCAGCAAGCUCUCCUGGGCCCCAGCUCCGUCUGUGCCAGGUGUCUGGGCUGUUGCCGCUGCGGCCAGGGUCUUCCCUUCGGAUCCGCACCCUCCCCUGGGCUCAUCUUAAGGCUGCCCCUUUCCUAACCUACUUUGGACUCUUUCAAGUUCACUGAGGAGCCUUGCUGUCCCAGAUUUCUUAAACUUUCCCUGGCUCCAGGAGCAUCACCACACCUCCCUGCCCCACCCCCACUCCUCCACCCCCUCGCUGCUCCUCGAUCCAGUCCUGUCCUCUCAAAAGCAGCCAGAGCUUGUUCACGUGUUUUCCAUUCCACAGACGUGUCCCUGUUCUUCUUUAACAUCCCAUCCCACCACAACUAUCCACCUCACUAGCUCCCAAAGCCCCCACUUAUCCCUGACUCCCCCCCCCCCCGUGUUUAUUGACUUUGUGUACCAGGCACUGAGAUGGGCUGGACCUGGUGGCAGGAAGCCAGAGAACCUGGGACUAGGCCAGAAGUUCCCAACUGUGAGGGGGAAGAGCUGGGGACAAGCUCCUCCCUGGAUCCCUGUGGAUUUUGAAAAGAUACUAUUUUUAUUAUUAUUGUGACAAAAUGUUAAAUGGAUAUUAAAGAGAAUAAAUCA
Messenger RNA from Mus caroli (Ryukyu mouse), 1556 nucleotides. It is a transcript of the gene Tnfsf12, whose product is annotated as TNF superfamily member 12. The record is from RefSeq and is a predicted model, not a curated record. Lineage: Eukaryota; Metazoa; Chordata; Mammalia; Rodentia; Muridae. Gene Ontology annotation, biological process: extrinsic apoptotic signaling pathway; immune response. Gene Ontology annotation, molecular function: tumor necrosis factor receptor binding; receptor ligand activity. Gene Ontology annotation, cellular component: membrane.